AUGGAUGAAAAGAGUUACUUAAAAGAAAUCUCCGGUAAGUUGACCGAGAUGAACAAAAACAUUAAGCAACUACUGGAAAUCUUUGCUAUUCCUGUCAUCGAAAAAUCAACAACAUGUUUGCAACAACUUACUACCGAUACACCGGAUUACCAUUUUACGCCAGACAACAAUUCAAACAAGAAAGAAGCUGCGAAGUUACGGAAAUCCAUUUUGCAUAAUUGGAAACGUAUCCUUAAUGAACGGAAGCAGGCUUAUUGGAACACUUUGAAAUUAACAAAGACCGGGGAAGUAUACCAAGAUUGGAUGGAACGGGACGUUGUCAUCAUACCGCGAAAAUUUAGACCAAAAUUGAUUCCGGGGGAGAAUGAAGAUGACAAAGAAAUCCGGGCUGAAACAGCUAUAUAUAAUUUCCAAUCUGAAAUGAAGAUAAUGUUGAACAAAAUGAAUCGCGCACAAGAAAAAUGUCUAUCUCUUGACGAAGAUCUAUACAAAAUGAUCCAGAACCGAACCCAAAAUACGGACAUCAUACGAAUUUUGAUGAAUCAAUGGGAACAAGAAUGUCGGAAUGAAGAAACAAGAUCCGAAGAAAUAUGGGAGAAAAAAAGAAAGUGGUUGAACGAAUAUGCCGUGAAUUAUGGUACGGAUGUAUUUAUCAAUGACCAAACCCCUCCAAAGAAAGACCAAGAAAAACAUAGAUUUUCGUCGACAAAGAAGAUACCAAACACGCCUUCUACACCAAAAACUAAAAAAACCUACGCAGAAGCGAUGGCGACGCCAUCUCCGAACAAGUCCAGAACUACACCUAAGUUACCAAGCAUGACGGCACGGAAAACUUCACGGGCUACUUCGCCUACAUACAGGAAACAUCAGAUGAACACACGUUCCCAACGGAGUAAUCAUAGUGCUGCAAAUGACACUCAGGAGUCUCCUAGAGAAAUUCUACAGAGAAAUCCUACAGAGAGAAAUCCUACAGAGAAAUUCUACAGAGAGAAAUCUUACAGAGAAAUCCUACAAAGAGAAAUCCUACAGAGAAAAAUCCUACAGAGAGAAAUCCUACAGAGAAAUCCUACAGAGAAAUCCUACAGAGAGAAAUCCUACAGAGAAAUCCUACAGAGAAAUCCUACAGAGAGAAAUCCUACAGAGAGAAAUCCUACAGAGAAAUCCUACAGAGAAAUCCUACAGAGAGAAAUCCUACAGAGAAAUCCUACAGAGAAAUCCUACAGAGAGAAAUCCUACAGAGAAAUCCUACAGAGAAAUCCUACAGAGAGAAAUCCUACAGAGAAAUCCUACAGAGAGAAAUCCUACAGAGAAAUCCUUCAGAGAGAAUCCUACAGAGAAAUCCUACAGAGAGAAAUCCUACAGAGAAAUCCUACAGAGAGAAAUCCUACAGAGAGAAAUUCUACAGAGAAAUCCUACAGAGAGAAAUCCUACAGAGAAAUCAUACAGAGAAAUCCUACAAAGAGAAAUCCUACCCUACAGAGAAAUCCUACAGAGAGAUCCUUCAGAGAGAAAUCCUACAGAGAAAUCCUACAGAGAGAUCCUUCAGAGAGAAAUCCUACAGAGAGAAAUCCUACAGAGAGAAAUCCUAUAGAGAAAUCCUACAGAGAAAUCCUACAGAGAGAAAUUCUACAGAGAGAUCCUUCAGAGAGAAAUCCUACAGAGAGAAAUCCUACAGAGAAAUCCUACAGAGAGAAAUCCUAUAGAGAAAUCCUACAGAGAAAUCCUACAGAGAAAUCCUACAGAGAGAAAUCCUACAGAGAAAUCCUACAGAGAGAAAUCCUACAGAGAAAUCCUACAAAGAGAAAUCCUACCCUACAGAGAAAUCCUAAAGAGAGAAAUCCUACAGAGAGAAAUCCUACAGAGAAAUCCUACAGAGAGAAAUCCUACAGAGAAAUCCUACAGAGAGAUCCUUCAGAGAGAAAUCCUACAGAGAGAACCUUCAGAGAAAUCCUACAAAUCCUACAGAGAGAUCCUUCAGAGAGAAAUCCUACAGAGAGAAAUCCUACAGAGAAAUCCUACAAAUCCUACAGAGAGAUCCUUCAGAGAGAAAUCCUACAAAUCCUACAGAGAGAUCCUUCAGAGAAAUCCUACAAAUCCUACAGAGAGAUCCUUCAGAGAGAAAUCCUACAGAGAGAAAUCCUACAGAGAAAUUCAAAUUUAUCCGGAUAUUUUGAUGACAUCUGA
Molecule: messenger RNA, 2184 nt
Organism: Pecten maximus
Lineage: Eukaryota; Metazoa; Mollusca; Bivalvia; Pectinida; Pectinidae
Exons: 2
Coding region: 1-2184 (727 amino acids)
Source: RefSeq, a predicted model, not a curated record